Molecule: messenger RNA, 474 nt
Organism: Rotaria sp. Silwood1
Lineage: Eukaryota; Metazoa; Rotifera; Eurotatoria; Philodinida; Philodinidae
Source: the annotation of a GenBank genome assembly
AUGCCGACAGGUCACUAUUAUAGUCAAGAAACAAAAGAAUUAAUAUUCAAUGUAAUUCAAUUUAUUGAAGGGGAGAAAAAUGGACCAAAAAUACCAUUAUAUAAUGUCAAUGAUCGUAUAGUGGCUGCACUUCAAAUAUCGCAUGGUUCAAUGGCGAAAUUGAAAAAUGAAAUGAAACAGCUACAAGAAGAGCAACAAAUGGAUCUGGAACAUAAGUUACUUGAACAACAACAACAACAACAACAACCAUAUGUACUUGCACAAAAAUAUAAAACUGAGCGUUUGCGUCCACGAUCAUCAUCACCAUUUAUAACACCAAAAAAUGAUCAUUUUACAAGUAUGGAUACUCCUCGUGCAGUUGCGAAAUCGCCGUUAAAACAUGGUGGCGGAGCUAGUUUGAAAAUUUCUUUAACUGAAUAUGAAGAAGAUUUGAUAAGGCAAGUUUCUACUGAUUCAUCUUUUCCAUCUCAAUAG